Messenger RNA from Salvia hispanica, 2115 nucleotides. RefSeq names its product Lateral root primordium (LRP) protein-like protein (gene LRP1). Gene Ontology annotation, cellular component: nucleus. Gene Ontology annotation, biological process: positive regulation of DNA-templated transcription. The record is from RefSeq and is a predicted model, not a curated record. NCBI's taxonomy places the organism in Eukaryota, Viridiplantae, Streptophyta, Magnoliopsida, Lamiales, Lamiaceae. Gene Ontology annotation, molecular function: DNA-binding transcription factor activity; DNA binding.
AAAACCUACACAACAAAACACACACACAUUACAGUAUUACACAAACUCCUCUCUCUCUCUCUCUAAAUACUUUAAUGUGGAGUAGUGUUUAUUCUCUCUCCAAUAAUCACUCACAAAACAUAAUCGGCAGAUAGGCACCCCCCACCUCUCAUUCUUUCACUUUCUGUGAGUAGAGAAAAAAGCAUCCAAAAUGUUGAUCUUGAUCUUGAUCAAGGUUCUCUUUCUGCAACAAUAACUCCUCAACAACUGUGUUUGUGUGUGGGGGUCUCCCUUCUCUCUUGCUAAAUUGUGCUAUUUUUGCGUAGCUCCCAAAUUCUCUCUCUUCUGGGUCUGCCAUUAGCACUGGCAUGGGAAGCUCACAAGUCCCUCUCUCAGAGAAACUUUAUUCAUCAAAAAAGCCAAAGCGACAGUAGCAGUAAGUAGCAGUCGCAUAUGGAGUAGAAGAAGCAAAUACAAAAAGAGGAGAAACAAAGAGAAAAAUCUUCCAUCUGCUUCAAACAAAGAAUAUCAGAGACCCCACACCUCUUCCUCCUCUUCCUCUCCCUCUUCAAACAAGAUUGGGAUAAAUAAAAAUCCAAUCUUUACCUUUCUUGAUUGCCCAAUUUUGUCCAUCUGUAUCAAUUGUGGCUACCACUCGCCGUCUUCCUUCCGAUUCCACCGGCGCCUUCGCUGAGUGGGUCGCCUCUUCCUCCGCCGCCGCCGCCGGCGAUCUCUCCUUGGGCUUCAAUGCCGCCCCCUCCGCCACCAACUCCGCCGCCGGAAUGUGGCCCUCCUCCGCCGCCGCCCCACAUCAACUGCGGCCUCCCCCCGGAAUUCUUCUUCGUCGCGCCGGCCUCCUCAUUCCACCACCACGCCGAGCCCGCCACCACCAUCAACUUCGAUCCCCACUCCCUCAACGUCGGCGUGAUCCCCCUCCUCACCGCCUCCCCUUGCAUCCCCGCCGCCGCCGAAGACGACGCCGCCAUCAACGCCCCCCGCAGCCGCGGCAUGCAGCUGUGGCAGCACCAGCAGCUGCAGCAGAAACCCUUGAACAACGCCGAUCACGCCAAUCUCCUCACCAACAGCGGCGGAGGAGGCGGCGCUUCCUCCUCCGCCGCAACAGCCACUUGCCAAGACUGCGGCAACCAAGCCAAGAAAGACUGCCCCCACCGCCGCUGCCGUACUUGCUGCAAGAGCCGCGGCUACGACUGCUCCACACACGUCAAGAGCACUUGGGUCCCCGCCGCCCGCCGCCGCGAGCGCCAGCUCAUGGGCGGAAACGCCGCCGCCUCCUCACAGUCCACUUCCGGCACCAAGAAACCCCGCCUCGCCGGCGCCUCCCAGACCACUACCGCCUCCCACACUUCCACCUCCAACACCACCCCUCCACGAAGCUUCGACACCACCUCCAGCCAUCUAGACGCGAGCUUAAAAGAGUCAUUACCAGGGCAAGUGCGUGCGCCGGCGGUGUUCAAGUGCGUGAGAGUAACAGCUGUGGAUGAUGGUGAAGAUGAGUUUGCAUAUCAAGCCGUGGUCAAAAUAGGUGGUCACAUUUUCAAAGGCUUCCUAUACGAUCAAGGGUUUGAAGGGAGGGAGAGCUUUCCCGAUAUAUCCGAAUUGCAUUUAGGCGGCGUCGGAGGCAGUGGCAGUGGGAGGCCCGCCCUCGAUCCGUCGGAUAUCUACGCUGCCUCCGGGGGAGGGUUGCUUGGUGGAUCGGCUUAUGGAAACCAAAUAAAUUGAUUUCACUACAAUUGGAGGAAAGGGUUCAAUCUGAAUUUAUGAUUUAGAUAACACCCUCUAUUUUUCUUGUUGUUGCUAAUAGUAUCUUUUCAUGAUCAAUUCAUCUUUUCUAGAUUUUGGUAAUUAAGUAACCCAUCUUUUGUGUUCCAAGUUAUGGUUUCAGCUCGAGGCUCUAGGCGUCCCUAAUCAAGAAGAGUCUCAUCAUUUGCCCAAAAAAGAUGACUUCCUUUUACUACUCCAUCUCAGAGUAAUUUCCUUAAUACUGUCGAUAUAUGUCAUGUCCAAGUUUUGCACCUUUGAGUGUAAAAUGAGAGUUUUAAUGUGCACAAAUAAGAGGUGGUUCCAACUUGGGGAAUUUUCUUGACUUCAAAUGUAUGAUAUAAUGUUAUUUUGCUA